CGAGUCGCUCCAGCUCUGCACCCGCGUUCCUCUGCCCUCACACCCGGGCAGCCAUGACCCCGGGCCCCCUGCUCUGGACGCUGGCCCUGAUUGCAGGCUGCUGGGCGCAGGGCCUGUGGGUCUCCCAGCCCAGCUCCGUGCAGGGCACCGAGGGUGGCUCCGUCACCCUGCCCUGCGCCUACAACAGCACCCGGGAGCCCAGGCUGGGCAGCUACACCUGGGUGAAGGAGGUGGCGGGCGCCCGGCUGGAGCUGAGCGACGGGACCCAGGAGUUCAGGGGCCGGGUGAGCUGGGCCCGGGACCGGAGCUUCCUGCGGGAGAGGAGAGCCGACGUGGAGCUGCGGGACCUGAGACCCUACGACACCGGGACCUACCGCUGCCUGGUGAAGAUCCCCACCGUGGGAGAGGGGGCGGGGAACGGGACGUGGCUCCAGGUGCUGAAACCGGCCCGUUCAGGGCCCACGGACGUGAAACCCGACCGAUUUGUCCUCUUGUGGCUUUUCCUGCGUGGGCUGAUCUGCAUCUUCGGCCUCGCCGCCGGCGCCAUGGGCACCAGCCUGCUCUACCAGAGGAAACUGUCCCGGAGGAGACAGAGACGAGUCAGGGAGCUUCAGGCCAAAGCCCAGCUGCGAAUGUGACUGUUCGUGUCUCCUGCUCUAACCACUAGCCCGUAGUGCCCUUGCAGAACCAGGGAGAGAACCCAGGAGUCCUGGCUCCCAGCCUCCCCCACUCUAACCACCAGCCUCCACUCCCCUCCCCAGCACUCCCCUGUACACGUAACCAACAAUUACAACUUUUCUUCAUGCCCCUGCUCCAGGAGUCCCGGGGAUCUGGGAUCUGGGUUAAAAGCUUGUCUCUUUUUCCCCCGUCCCGGCAGGGGAGAACAGCUGGAAAUUGCGACCCCGAAACGCUGAGAGAAACCCAACGGCCGGUUGAAAUGAAACAUCUGGAGUUGUGGGAGUCUCGCUUUCCCCCGCCCGCCCCACUCGCGUUCAUUUCCAGCCAGUCUCGUCCUGCCUCCAGCCCCGAUUUGUUCUUUUUCCAGAGAAUCGUGGGGCCUGUGAUGGGUGGGGUCACAGAGGCCCCAUUGGGACCGUCACCUGACAUGCUGAAUUUACCUCUGAGCCCAUUUUCCCUGCCAGCUUGGGACUCCAGACCCCUGCCUUGCUGAGCCAGACGCGCCAGCCUGGUGCAACCCAGACCCAGGGUCUGGGCCACGUCCCCCGGAAGCUGCAAACUUAACUGAAAACAGCUUGAGAAGUGCUCCUGCCUCCAGCUCCCAGACCCCCAGCUCCCAAUGGGAUCCAAACCCCACAUAAAUCCCUUUUACUCUGUAUUAAGCUUAUACAGGGUAAACGCAUAAAUUGUCCGCUCUCCAUAACACCAAUAGAGAGAUAUGCCCAGCGGUUUGCUCCCCCAGGGAUUAAUCACUUACUCUGGGUUAAUUAAUGAACAAAAGUGAUUUUAUUAAGUAUAAAAGGUCGGAUUUAAGUGGCUGCAAGUAAGAACAGCCAGAACAAAGUAAGUCACCAAGCAAAAUAAAAGGCGCCAGUCUAAGCCUGAGACGUGAAGAAGCUGAUUACAGGUGAAUCUCACCCUCGGAGGGGUUCCAAUGAGCUUCUUUCCCAGACCAGACUCCCCCCUAGCCUGGGCCCGUCCUUUCCCCGGUACAGCCCUUGAUCCAGCUCAGGUGGUAACUAGGGGCGUUCUCAAGAUUGCAGCCCCCUUUGUCCUGUUCCACCCCCUUUUAUAGCUUUGUCCCAAGGCGGGAAUCCUUUCUCUCUCUGGGCCCCCACCCCUCCUUCUAAAUGGCAAAGCCCCAGGUUCAAGAUGGAUUCCAGUGACAUGGUCCCGUGUCCUGGGAGACUUCAUGACCCACUGGCUGGCAGCCAGGGACCCAGGAGGGCUUGGAAGUAAACAGAGCCAUUUACCACCAAUUGUCCUCGUCAGCGGGAGCCAUCAAGCUUCCAAGCCCCCAGUAAUGGCCCACGCUUUGCAGAGCGACAACAGGCCUCAGCGUUAUGUUUCAUAGUCCUAGUUUCCCAUACGAGGGUGACAGCGUCAUACCAACGGGAGGCCCACGCUCAGCCGGUUAUAAGCUUCGUAAUGACACCUGACAAGAGACCUUUUGCCUGAAGUAUCUUCCAGUUACAUCCUGGUUACACUCAUUAGCAUAUUUUCAUACCAUCAUACGGAGCGCAACGUCACCGGGCCGUCCGGGGUCGCGAUUUCCCCCGGCCCAUCCGCUGGAUUCGCGACUUUCCCAGCCAAGCUGGUGAUUUCCCCAGGCCCUGGUUUUUUAGGCCAGUCUCAUGGUAUUUUGGGGCCCUGACGCCACCCGGAGCUGGACGCCGGCCUGUCACGGAGUCCCCGGGCGAUGCUCUGGAACUGCUCCCUACAAAGCCGGUCAGGACUCUGGGGAAGUCUCCUCUCGGGGAGCAGCCUGUCUGCAGGACACACAGCUCACCCGGCUUCCCCCUUCCUGGGUCUGACCUCGGAGCAUUCAGCCUCCUCUGCCCCUCCGUGCGCUUCCCACAGCGAGUCCGCCCAGGCGGGGUCCUGGGGGAGCCAGAGGGUCCUGCCCCGCAACUCCGCAGUCAGACGUGACUCUCAGCCAGCCAGUAAAACAGAAGGUUUAUUAAACGACAGGAACAUGGUCUAAAACAGAGCUUGCAGGUGCAGAGAACGGGACCCCUCGGCUGGAUCCAUUUUGGGGGGCAGUGACUCAGACAACCACGUCUGCCCUUCACUCCAUGUCCCGGCCAGCCCCAAACUGAAACUCCCCCCAGCCCCUCCAUCCCUGGGCUUUGUCCCUUUCCCGGGCCAGGAGGUCACCGGAUCCCUUUGUUCUCCAACCCUUUAGCUCUCACCUUGCAGGGGGGAAGGGCCCAGGCCAUCAGUGGCCAGGAAACAGGGUGUCGGCCAUUCUCUGUGUCCAGACCCCUGCACACACCUGCCAUCUAGGGCUCUGCAAUGAUCAUACGCCCUUACCCCACCCCACCCCCUAGAUACUUAAGAACUGCAUAGGGGAAACUGAGGCACCCCCCACACUAUUCAGAGGAAACAUUAAGAACAGUCCCACUUCGUCACACGGCCACCUCCUCGCUCCACCAUCUUGACUUGCUGCUUUUCUCUGCACCCGGCUGCUCGGCGAGGAGCCAAAUAAAUGCCGAAUGUGCUGGAAACGGAAAUCUUCAUUUCCCACGGCGCUGCUACGGCCCCCGGUUCCCUUAAAUGACAUC
Chelonia mydas (Green sea turtle) is the source of this 3242-nucleotide messenger RNA. Its product is annotated as natural cytotoxicity triggering receptor 3. Gene Ontology annotation, biological process: positive regulation of natural killer cell mediated cytotoxicity; immune response-activating cell surface receptor signaling pathway. The transcript is spliced from 4 exons. Bases 54 to 638 code for a protein of 194 amino acids. NCBI's taxonomy places the organism in Eukaryota, Metazoa, Chordata, Testudines, Cheloniidae. The record is from RefSeq and is a predicted model, not a curated record.